Molecule: messenger RNA, 923 nt
Organism: Fukomys damarensis (Damara mole-rat)
Lineage: Eukaryota; Metazoa; Chordata; Mammalia; Rodentia; Bathyergidae
Exons: 3
Coding region: 1-915 (304 amino acids)
Source: RefSeq, a predicted model, not a curated record
AUGCCUCCCGAAGGUUGGGAUUACUGCACAUCGCUUGGAAUGGCUCCCCGAGGGCUGAGCGGUAUCGCCCACCGAUACAGCUCAGAGCAUCCUAAUUUGAUCGCAUCCUCCUCCCCUCCUCCACCCCUGCCAGCGUGGGGCUGGACUCGACCGAUCGCCUCACCUUCCUGCUGUGCCCGAGAUUUCCCCAGCCCCGAGGACCCGGUGUGCGCAGCCAUACUGUGCAUCCGGGCCCCCGCCCUCCCUCUGGCCAACGCUGGGAUCGGAGUCCAGUCGCCCCCUUCCAGCCUCCACUCCGCCUCUCCCCACCCCUUCUCUCGCGUCUGCGCUCCGCCACCCCCACUCCCACCCAGGCAAAGGGCAAAGAGCAAAGACGCUCGGGAGAAGCGAGGGCCACUUCCAUCUCCUCGGACCGGAGGAGGCCGUGGGCGGGGGCUGCUCUGCGAGCGACUCUCUUUGGGGAAGAGCGCAGCGCCAGAGCGCGAUCCCGGGAACCAGCCCGGAACCGCGAAGCUCGCGACCGAGCCGAGAACGCCGAGGGUUUCAGUCGAACGAUCCCCAGUCCUGGGACGAUCCCGGAGCCUGCCUGCCAGCGAGGGCGUCUGGAGCUGUGAUUCCCGAGCCACAGUCCCCGAAUCGCCACGAGAGGUGCGCGCCCGCCUCUGGCUUUGGUAUACAACGACCAUCUUCCUGCAAGUCUCCAAGGUGGAAAUACUUAAGGAUUACAAGCGAGAUUUGGUAGCCCUUCUGAAAGUUGGUAACCGGAAGAGAAGAUACAAGGCUACAGGAUGGAGGAUGCAACUGAACCUCUCAGAGUUUGCCCCUCCCGCUGGGCAGCGCCUCGCUGCAAGCCUCGGCGAUCCUGAGCGCUCCGCACUGAUAGGUACUCCCGCCGUCCUUUCCCGCUUUGCCUAAUUGAAAUC